This is a messenger RNA of Plasmodium gallinaceum, 390 nucleotides long. Lineage: Eukaryota; Apicomplexa; Aconoidasida; Haemosporida; Plasmodiidae. The record is from the annotation of a RefSeq genome assembly.
AUAAAGAUGAAAAAUAUUAAUGAAAAUAAAGCUAUUAAUUACACUUAUUUUUUUUGUGCAAUGAUAAAUUCUCAAGAAAAAAUUUACAUGAGUAAAGAGGAAUCAUAUAUAAAGACAAAUGCAGAUAAUUUAAAAGAAUUCAUAUUUGAUAAUAAAAAAAAAAAAAUUAUAGUUUGUUAUGCAAUCACUAGAUAUUUUUUGAACGUUAUAGGAUUUAAUGUAUUCUUUCUAUUUAAAUAUUUUAUUAAUUUCAUAUUUAUUAUUUUUAUUUUUGUUUUUGUAACAUACUUACCUAUAUUAUUUUUUUUUUUUUUCCUUAUUAUACUCAUUAAAAAAGAUAAGGUGGACAUUCUAAAAGGAAGAAAAACUGUUUUGUCUAAGUGUAGUUAG